GACAGCGGCACUUUACCUGCUCAGUGUCUCCCUGGAGGAGCACCGAAACGCCUUAGUAGAUAACUUUGUGACAUACAGGUUUAAACGAUGGUAAACGACAGCAGACUCUCCUCUCUGCGCCAAAGUGGAAGUUGACACCUCAAACUUUUACCUGACUGCUCGGCCGGUGUCGUCCUCAUGGCUCGGACCGGCUCCGGUGCCCUCCUCAGCCGCCGGAACAUCAAGUUGGACUCCUUUCUGAAAAGGAACACGGAGCGGGAGGUGUACGAGAGGAUCCGAGCUUAUGAACCGUGUGUGGUGAUUUCGGAGACCAUCAACAAGGUGUAUAUGCACGUGGUGCUGAGUGAUGAGUGCGUGUACCUCACCGAAUAUCCCCCACGCACGCUCACCACAGCUUUUAACUUCAGGCGCGUGCGGGACAUCGAGUUGGUGAGUGAACGAUCGAAACGUUUGGUCGAAAUUCUGCUCGAUCAGAUAGAAACGUGCAUUUUUGUGUCGUUCACCGAUAUUUUUAGAAACCCCGACCUGUCCUCAAAAGUAGAUUCAGAUGCUGUUUUCAAGUAGAUAUUUGGUUUAUUUUUAUGUCUAACUAAACUCCCAAAGUAACAAAAUCAACUGUCGAAUCUGCUGCCGAUUAUUCGAUUAACCACUUGGACCCUGAGCUAUUUCAGGGUUAUGUCCGCCUGAAAUUACAUAGCCAAAGUAAAUCAGUAAUAGCUCAUUAACUGUAGGGCCUAGAUCCACAAUCUUGGUGUCUAUGAAAAGGUGAUAUCUUGUAGAAUCUAAUUCAAGUGAGAGAUUGGCUAUGACCUUUUAUAUCUUUAUGGAUAUAUCUAAUGGAUAAAAAUACAAAAGAUAUGAAAAAUCAUAAACAUAUGAGAUGAUUUUGAAAUAUAGAUUGUGAAAUCUGGAGUAAAGUGCAGGUGCCUUGCAUAUUGUUCUAUUUAUAAUAAUCUCUGUUGUUUAUUUAUUGAUAUUUCUAUCUAUCAUGUCUUGUUGUUAAGACUUUGAUAUAGUGCCAUGUGCCAUAUAUCUUGGUUGAAGAAAGGUCUAAUCGUAUGUCCAUUAGCAGCAAUUUGGUUAAUGUUGAUUGGUGCUUAGAUUGAUUUGACGCAAAGUAACUUAAGGUAACAUACCUACAUUUUUCAAUUUAGCUGUUAACUUCUCUGUUUUAUCAAGUAGGUCUAGUAAACUGAAACUUUAUUUGUCUUGAAUGAAUUUUUAAACAUCACGUUUUGUGUCAAAAAAAGACUUACUCGCUGUAACAUGAGCAUCUGGACAACUAAUGCAAUACAACAGCUCCACUAUGAAUUCUGCUCAACAGAAGCUUCUAACGUUCAGAUUUUGUUUAUAUGUUUAGAAAGGUGAAGAUACGAAAUAGGCCUUCAUAUAUCACCUGGGCCACCUUUCUUCAUAUUCAUGCAAGACCUGUGUGUCUGUAACUGAGGAUGCACACAUUUAUUUGUGACACUGCAAAGGUAAAAUACCAAGGUUGUGUUUUCGUAACACAAUAAGAAUCUCAAAUCACCUUUUUUUUUAAUGUGGUCAUGGUUGGCAGCCAAGUACCACAAUAAAAAAGUGGUGUCAUUAAAUUAUCUGUUUUGAUUGAUGUUGGCAGUAAGCAUCAGAGAGAAUCAGCAUCUUUUUGUUUGUCACCUAAAACUAUUUCAGUCUAGUACUGAUCAACAUGCCUUUUUUUUGUAUGUGACCUUUAUGGAGGCAAUUAAACUGAAAAACUGAUGCUUUUCAGCCUUUAUCAUAGACAUGCUGGCUGUUGAACAAAAGGAAAAUUAGCAGGAAAUACUGAUCCAAAAAUCUGUUUACCUCUUUUCCACAUUGGUAUUUAAACUAUAUAUAUAUGUAGUUGAGGUUGUAUUAUAGAUGGCUAACCUGGCAUACAUGACAGAAAGUCUGAAUGUCUGACAGUGUGUUCAGGUGAUGUCGAUGUGAAUGACCUCUAACUUUUAUAUGUAACUCAAAAAAUAAUUUGACUGCGUUGUGGCACGGUUUUCUGUCGUGAACAGUUCAAUAACAGUCUUAACCAAACAGAAAAUCACCAACCUUGAAUAACAGAUAAAACUUUAAACUCAGCAUAACGUGUAUGUAAGAGUAGCUGUGUGUAGCUGAGUGAGUGUAGCCUGUAAAUACCAUUUAUCUUGUUAUGUCAUGUGGGUAAGAGGUUAAAGGUUUAACGUCUUCCACACUGACUUAAUCCCGUUUACAUGAAACAGCAGAUUAUUGCUUGUGUUGCCUGGGCUGCCCUUACUGUGGCCUCUACAGGUGUUAGGUUUUUAUAUUAAGAAGAGGCAUUAGUGUUUCCGAUUGAGUGUUCCUCUUGUCUGGUUGGAAAUGCUCCACGUGAAGAAUUGGAAUAAUCUGGUAUUAAAACACCUGAUCAAAUCCUUCUGGUGUCAGCCAACUCUGGCAGGUCCAGAAAAUGAGGAGUCUUACUUAGUUGCCUGUGAUAAUUUUGAUUACUGCUUCGGGUCUUUACUUAGUGAGAGGAGCCGAUUCAGACUGAUCGGCUCAGGACAGCACGGCAAAGCUGCAUGGCUAUAUCUCUUAUUAGAAUACAGGAAAAAUGAUGUAAACAGAUAGAAAGUCAAAUAAAAUUCAAGACCAAUCAAAAAUAAGAACAAAUGAAUUUAAGGAAGUGAUCCCAGGAAGUUGAAAAUUCUUCAUUAAUAGGAUUAUCUACCAUUUAUUCCUUUUCUUUUCUUUUUUCAGAUCAAUGACCUUCCUGAUUUUCUCAGUGGGAAGGACAGAGAACUCUGUCAGCACAUCCGCAUCACCUACCUCACAGACAGGCCUACCGCGAAAAGCCGUGAUUGGCUGAGAUGGGACAGGAAGGAAGGACUCCCUCCUGCAGUUCCACUUUCCCGUAGAAACAGCCACUGCCCGACAGUAGCGCACAAUGUAGAAGGUAAAGAUAAGUUUAAACUUGCUCUAUAGAGGAAAAAAAGGCUGUUUAUAUGUGACACACUUAAAAAAAAAUCAUGUAUGUAGCACUGAUUUGGCCUAGCAGCUAAGUGAUGUUCCCUGUGUACAGAGGCUUUAGCUAUCGAUGUGGACAGCCGGGUUUUGGAUCAGACUUUCACCUCAUUGCCACGUCAUUCGCCAUUAUCAUUCUAUGCCCUGACCCAUAAAUAAACUUAUAUAGAAAAAGGAAAAAAACAUUUAUGUAAGACAUUGAAUUAAAGGAAAGUGUAUUUUUUAGUAGGGAUGUCUGAUCCGAUCAAAAAAAAAAAAAAAAGAAUAUCAAAUUAUAUCGGCCUGCAUCCAAAAUCUCCAGUAUCAGCCCUCCGAUACAAGCAGUCCAUUCCAGACUCCGCUCCAGCACCUUUAUCUAGCAACACCAGCAUGCAGAGUCCUCAUGAUCACAACAACAGUGUGUACUAAGGCACUAACAAAGUAGCAAGGAGUAAAAGUGAUGCUGGCUGCGUGGAAGUGUUUUUUGUUGUUCCCAUGCACAAGUUUGUGCCAAUAUUGGAUCAAUAUCAGUACUAAUACUGAAGGCUACAAUAUCGGUAUUGUAUCAGAAGUAAAAAAGUUAUAUUGGGUCACCCCUAUGUUUUAAGUCAGAUAAGCUCAUUUUUAGUUGCAUUUGAAGUUUAAAGGCAGCAAAUAGUUUGAUUUGUUGUAAUGAGGGGUCGCAGAUAAAACUUGGAAUAAAGAUUUAAUGUGUCUAUUGUUACUUUAUUUGUAACUUUACCCACUGUGUGUCUUUUGUUUCACCCCCACAGGAUUUCCUGCACACAGGUGAGCAUCACUCAAGCACAAAUCGAGACACAAACACACACACAAACACACACACACACAGGUCAGUGGUUUGUUAGGCGAUAUCUGUUAGGAAGCUGAGACCGGCUGUAUUGGCUCUUACUUUUUAACCAUUCACAAUAAAUACUUUAAAACACAAACCUCCAGCAGACUUUAAUUGUUAUUCAACUAGAUCUUCUUUCUGUUCAUAGCAGCCGUGUUCAGUUUACAUUGUUGUCCAGAAUGGAGGCAAUCGGGGAUCAAAAUCCCUGAGUGUUUGAUAAAAGGAUGUUUGAGCCAAAAAAAUGAACAUUUGUGGGAGUUUGAGCAUGGUAUUUGACACAGAUAGUGAAUAUUUGCAAUCAAGAUCCGUCAGACAACUUAACUUUGUCAUGUCUGGGCUCAUAUCAAAAAGUAGUGAAGGCUCCUUUACCUGUCUUUCAGUAGUGAGCUGGAGGGAUUCUGUCUGGGUGUCACGGAGACAGACAAACUCUUUGAGCUAUAAAACCUUUACAGCUGUGUUUUGUCUGCAGGCAUAGAAAAGAGAGCGAGGAAUAUAGAUAGACUGUACAUACCUGCGUUUAUACUUGUCUGCUGUUAGACAACAAUCAUCUCUUAAAAGUCAGAGCACUCUCCUGUUUUCAGUUGGAAAAAACAUCUAAAUAAUGCGACAAGUGAAAGCAGCCUCUCUGUGUGUGGCUCUGCGCUAAUGGUCUGCAGCAUCUCAGGUAGCUCAUGAUUUAUUCAGGUUGAAGAGGGACAUGUCUGCCUCAGUUUACCUGAAAAGAAAAUUAAAGAAGUACAAUCAAAACACUCAAUGUUACAGACCAAGGUGCGUUUAUGUGUUCCAAAUAUGGAUUCAAAAGUGCUGAAAUGCUGAAAAAGAAAAACUAUUUUACAAUCAGGACUGCAACUUUACACAGUGACGAAACAUUUAUCAACAGUUAAAAAAAAACCUGCUGGAUUGUCAUAUUUUAAAGCUGAACCAUGUUUUUGAUUUGUUUAUAUCUUGUGCGAUUGUUCCUCUUCCUUUGAAUCCUCUGUGUUGUGUUUCAAACGUCCCCCUGCGCAUCAGUCAGGAAGCAGUUUGUUGGCUGUGAAGAGACCAGAGGAAGCAUGAACAGAUUUACUGUCACUGAACGCUGACUUGUUGCCUGGUGACAACAAACUCCACGCUGCUAUUAAACGUGAUGUGUGUGUGUGAGAUGUAAACGCUGUCUCACGCUGAAGUCUGUCUCACCCUCGGGACUUGUAAAAGUUUAGAACCAUUGAAGCAUGAAUUUAAACUACCAAACAGCCUCCACCUUCACUGUUUACAACACUUCAGAGUACGCCCGGGUGUAACCUUACAGAACCCCAACUUGGAGGUCAAAGUUAUGGCUAGUGUAAAGGUAAUCCCUGUGCACUAGAUACACUUGAACCUGUUUGUGUGACACUGAAGCGUAACUUAUCCAUCUGGGACAGAACUGGUGUAGAGUUAGAAAAGACAAAAGGAGCAGUUACAAAAUUUGGAAACAAAAGCAGUGAUGGUACCUGGUGAUAGAUGAAUGUGUGUUCCUAUGUUUUGUUCCUAUGCUUUUAUUUCCACUUGGUUGGCUUACUGUAACGCUCUUUACGUCAGUGUUAAUCAGGCUUCUCUCACAUGCUUACAGUUAGUCCAAAAAGCUGCUGCUCGUCCUUUAACGGGUAAACGAAAACAUGAUCACAUCACUCCAACUCUGGCGUCCCUCCAUUGGCUUCCUGUUCAUUUCAAAAUUCAGUUUAAAAUGUUAUUGUUUGUUUUUAGAUCUUUAAACGGAUCAGCACCACAGUACAUCUCUGACCUCUUAAAUGUUCACACUCACCCACGUUCCUUGAGGUCUGCUGAUCAGCUCCAACUCGUGGUGACCGAGCUUUCUCGGUUGCGACUCCCAAAUUAUGGAAUGAAUUUCCACUCGAGAUUAAAACAUCCCCCACACUUUAUACUUUUAAAUUGCUUCUUAAAACUCAUUUUUAUUCCUUGGCUUUUAGUUCAGCAUGAGAGUUGAAUGAUCUCUGUCCUUUUAUGUCUUUUUUCGGUCCUUUUAUCCGUUUUAUUUCUUUUAUGCUUUUGUGUUUUUAUUUCAUUUAUUUCAUUCUAUUUUAAAUGUUUUUUUUACCUGCUUUUAUGUAUUCCAUCUUGAUGUUUUCUGUAGUGUUUGUUCUUUUAAUUUUAUUGUGCAGCACUUUGGUAAACUUGAAUUCUUUUAAAAUGAGCUUUAUAAAUAAAGUGGAUCGGAUUGGAGCUGCAAAAUGCCCUCCCCAAAAUUGGAAAUAAGAAUGCCAUGAUUGUAAACUGUAUGUUUGAUCUCUUGCAGAAGUAAACAGAAAAGUUCACUAUCAUCCACACUUGUUAAUUAUUUCCUUUUCACUCUCUGUGUUUGUCAGGAUCCAAAAUGAAAACGGGACUGAGGAGGUCCUCAUGUUGCCCCCCCCACGCUCUGCCUCCUGGCCAAACCCUGAGUCUCUGAGCCUCCUACAGGUCCCACACCCUCCCACCCAGCCUCCCUGCAAAUCCCCCUCCCUUUACUCCCGUUCCAGCUCCCCUUCUUCAUGUCCGUCACCCUCGGAUCAAAGACUCAACAUCACUGAGAGUGGACAGGUACAGACGCCGGGAUGAAUGGAUGCGAGGCGCAUCAGGGCUGUUCGUUUUUACUGUGAUCUAAAUUACCGACACAUCAGACACAAAACGCUGUCGCUCAUUAAUAUUCAGAAAGGUGAAUCCAAAAGACAGCUGUGGAGCAUCAAAACAACGUAUAUCUUUUUAUAUACAUGAAACACCGGCUUCAAGAAAAUCCACAAAGCAGGAAAUUGCCUUCAUAAUGAUGGGAGCUUCUCUGUGUGCAUCGGUCUUAAUGAGUCCUCAUUAAAUUCAACACCAGACAGCACUUUACUUCUCAUCUCACUAUCCAUCUUCUAUCCCCAUCUACAAGCCAGAAUUUCACACUGAUUUAAAACGACAAUCCUGGAGAAAUGGGAAAUUGUUGCAUGUUAAGUUUUCUGUUAACAAAUAAAAGAGUUAGAAUAUAGAAAUAGAUAAAGGCUGUGCAGUGAGACGGGUUUUUGUCCGUGUUUGGCAUCGCUCUCAGAAACCACACUUUGACGUUUCAGGUGCCGAGGAGGAUCGGCUCAGUCCUGUCUCGCCUUUUGAGGAGAGACGGGUCGAAUAACCAGGUGGAGAGGGAGGCUGAGCUUCACCUUUACGCCGUGUCCCAGACGUCCAGACUCCACCUCCACCUGCAGAGCACAUGGAACAGCUUCAUAAUUGUGAGUGAUGAUCGACACAGACGUGAGGAAUAAGACUGCUGUCCAUGAAAACUCAUGAUGAGAAGCUCAGAGUUUGUAUGUUCCUUUUUCAAAUCUUUACAAGCAUCUGGCAUACAAAAAGUUUCUCAAAGCUGCCUAUCUCACACUGGUUACAGCACUGAAUGUGUUGGGAACUAUUUUUAACGGUGGAUUAAUUCGCGUUUGCUGCUUUGGCGAGUAUUUGCAGCAGCAGGACAGUGAAGCAGCUUCUGGAGACACAUGACUUAAUGCUUCAGUGUUCACCUUCACUGGUAAAUGAAUUCUGCUCCAAUCUCCCUGAUGCAUCCUUAAAGCUUUAUUUCACAGCAUUAAUUUCACACUUGCCCCGGCAGAAAAGCAGAGGUAAAACAGUUUCCUCUUGAUGAAAGCAAAGGUCCAAAUUGUCCAUGGAAGAAAUGGAAGACAGCGAGGUCUAAUUUCCUCCUGUAAUGUGCCAAAUAAUACUCCGAAUGGCAAUAUGUAUCUCCAGAAAAUGAGUGUUUUUAAAAAGAUACACUAGUCCCCAUACAGGAUGCUCAGAUCUUGUGUAAAUGUGUGUGUACGUGUGUGUUUUCAGAGGUCCACUCUGUUGUUAGACCCACUCUACAGAAGGAGGUGCAGUAUUUCAUCUGACCCCUCUCCUGAGAAGAGACUUCCCUCCAUCAGGUAACAACACAAUGAUGUAACACAGCACAGGAUUGUUGCAGAUGUCAAAUUAUUAUCAAUGACCCACUGUUUGUUUGUGUUUGUUGUUGUGUUUGUGUGUGCAGCUUGGAGCGGACGGCUUACUUGUUCGCACAGCUGAGCGCUGAGCUCCUGCAGGAGGAGAUCAGCGUGGAGAGUCUGUACCUGCUGCUGCAGGAGCUGAGGACGGCGGCUCACCGCAACAUCUCUCUGCGCCGACUCUUCUGGAGGGUGAGACGCUCAAACACGUUUGUUUGAAAAAAUUGAUCGUGACGUACUUUUGUAUCUAAACUUAUAACACAAAAGAUUAUGAGAACAUUUCUGGUUGUGCACAUGGAGAUGCAAGUGUUUUGGCAACUGCAGGAAACCUGAGAAAAACAGUUCAGUCUAGUGAAAGAUAAGUCUGUGAGGGUUUAAGAAAUAUGUAAAGAUUGUCACAAUAGACAGAGUUUGUUGAUCUCUGUGUUCCAGUCCAGUGAGGUGUGUGCCUUCCUGGUUGAGACUCUUGAAGAAUCGCUCCACGGCUGUCAGACUCUCAGUGGAAUCUACACAGCAGACCAGCUUCUGUAAGCCCCAGUCUGAGUGUCUGUGUGUGUGUGUGUCUGUGAGAGAGACAGAGAUAAACGGUGUCGGAUCUGACACCUUAAUACUGUCAUCAGGGCAGUCGCUUUAAGCUUCUUUGAUUUUACACAACAAACUAAAUGGAGUUCAAAGGUGGAAGGAUUUGUGUGGUGAUAACGUUUAAUCUGUGUGAUCUACACUCUGCUGUCUUAGUCACUUACAGAACUACUGAAGAUGUUACUGAAAAAUACACUUUUCAGACUAUUCAAGGCAAGUUAACCACAUGUCCAUAAAACAUAAUUAAAGGUGGGGUAGGCAGGAAUCUGUUAAAGAAGCAUCUUUUUUGUGGUGUAUAUAUAUCAAAUACAGUGGUUCUUGGUUCUUAAUGACAGUUUGAAGCCUCUAAAUGAGCACACUACCUCCUCUUCAAGAGAUCCACAUCUAAUCUAGUGCUGUGUGAGUGCAUCAAAAUUACAGUAAGAAAUCUAAAACUUUAUAGAGGAUGCUUAAAAAUGGUUGUUUGGGAUAAGAAUUUCUGUUGAACUAUGUCUCUGAUAAGUUUAUAGGAGCAUUUGAGUCUUUUAUAUUUUUAACCGUUUAAUCCUUUUGUUCAGGCUGAGCACGCUGAUCAUCCAGACCCUCGCCGUCAUGUUCAGAGAGACGGAGGUUGAACCAGCCCGGCACAGCCUGCUCUCUGCAAAGAAGUAAACCUCCAGCUUGUUCCCCUUAUUCCUGUCCUUCCAUCAUCAUGGUUCACUGGCGCUGCUAACUCAGUUUUCGUAUGAUCUUUGUAGAGGUGCUCUGGCCUCCAGGAUGCUGCUCGCCUUGAUAUGUGACCCUGAGGUACAAUCAGAGAACCGUGGAUCUCUAGCUGACUGUGAGGUAAGCUGCCUUCUUUACACAAACAGAUUUAUUUACUAUUUUAGUAUUUAAUGAAACAGUUUAUCCUCCUCUUUCUGUCAGCUCCGGGCCUUACUCGCUGAUUAUCUGGAUGCUGCUUGCUCUCUGCUGUUUGAAAUGGUGCUUUUGGGUCAAGAGGUGAGUAAGGUAUUGAAAUCACACUCCAGGCUCGAGAGGCCCCUAAUGGACAGAGGGAAUCCCAACAUUUGCACUGAGCUGCAGCACUUUAUAAGAGUCCAUAUACCUUGAUCCAGCCUGUUACUUUAAAUGUUUUUUAUACUUUUCUUUGUUUUAGGCAAGCAGAUAUUCCCCUGCUGAAAACUUUCUGUCUGUUGGUUGGAUCCUCAGAGUCAUGCAGCCUAAUCCUCACCUGGUAAACUGCUUCACUUUUACCCCUUUUAGUACAGCUGAUCUGUGCGUCAUUUGACUACAAGCAAAAAGAAAAACCAUCCAUCUUUUGCAUUCCUGAUAAAACAGCUGUGUGCUCCGGUUGAACUGAAAUGCGGUCUCCUUCUCCUCUCUGCAGUUGGCCUUCAUCAGCUACCAGGCUCGGCGGGUCGUUCUGGUUCUUUCUGACCUGCAGGAGUCCUGUCUGAGUCCUGCUCAGUCCGUCCUACUGUUUCAACGCUGCCGCCUCCUGCUGGCCUGCCUGCAGUACAACAGCCAGCUGGCACAGCACCUCCGAUCCCACUUCAGAGAGGAGUUCAGGUUUGUGCUGCUGCGGUCUUUUCUACCCAUCACUCAGGAGGCUGGUCUAGAGCCAAGUCCUUUCAGAGCUGGGUAGAAGGCGCCGUAUGAGGCUUAAAAUUUUAGUGAGACUGGCGUAAGUGUGGUAUUUAGUCUGAUGGUCGUUUUUUUAUUCCCAGGUACUCUGUGACGCUGUCGUGUGCUAAGGAGAAGCUUCCACCUCACUACCCCAUCAGCCAACCCACUCUACGCUUGAUCGAUCAGAUCCUGACUCUGCACAAAUUACCGCACACAAACACACGUGACAAAGGGCUGUGACAGCGUGUGCCUUCCGCUGAAGUGACCGAUGUUGUGUUCAGUUUAUAAAUGCUGUACUCUUCUGAAUCGGAAACCAAACUGUCCCAGCAGGAAUAGUAGCACUACUUUCAUGUAAAUAUAUAUUUGUGUACUGUGCAAUGUAGCGUAGAGACGAUCAACAGACAUACUACAGAUAUAAUCCUCUCAUUUGAUCUGGAAAAAUACAGAAAGGAGCUCUCUUUUUUGUGUCUGAUUCCAUGUGAUGUGUCUUUUAACAUUUCAAUACUAUCUACCUGUAUGUUUAAACUCUACUUGUUUGUAAACUGCGUUUAUUGAAGGUGCCCUUAAA
This is a messenger RNA of Xyrichtys novacula (pearly razorfish), 10537 nucleotides long. The record is from the annotation of a GenBank genome assembly. NCBI's taxonomy places the organism in Eukaryota, Metazoa, Chordata, Actinopteri, Labriformes, Labridae.